Messenger RNA from Mollisia scopiformis, 777 nucleotides. RefSeq lists its product as uncharacterized. The coding region runs from base 1 to 777 and encodes 258 amino acids. The record is from RefSeq and is a predicted model, not a curated record. NCBI's taxonomy places the organism in Eukaryota, Fungi, Ascomycota, Leotiomycetes, Helotiales, Mollisiaceae. The transcript is spliced from 2 exons.
AUGUCUAUCGAUUCUACGAACAAUGGCGACGCGCCAAAAUCUUCAGACGAAGCUGCGACUAGCAAACCUCAAGAAACUAUCGCGGCCGCAGAGCAACCAGCGCCCGCAAUGCCCGCAUCGCAGCCAGAGCAAAGCUCAACGGAAGUGAACCUCCCUCCUACCAAGAAGCUGUGCGGUGUCUGCAAUGAAAACGAGGGCAAAUACAAAUGCAGCCGCUGCUACCUCCCUUACUGCUCAAUCCCCUGCUCCAAAAACCACACCCUCAACCACCCACCCUCACCUCCGAAAUCCUCUCCCUCUCCCUCACCCCAACCCGCUUCCCUCCCUCACCCCACAACCAACGGCCGUCCCGGCACCACCACAGCACCAACCAAAACCCCCUUCGCAGCCCUCGACACCUCCCCCGACCUCCGCCUGCUCUUCACCCACUACCCCAAACUGCCCACCCUCCUAACCCGCAUCCACACCACGACGCUGCCUCCCCUCUCCUCCUACACCAGCUCCGGCCUCCCGACGACUUCCAACCAGAAACAGACGUGGACCUCUGAUCGCGGGCUUCAGCGGGGAGUCGAGGCGUUGAAGAAGGCGCGGAAUGAGGAUGGGGUUGAUGGGGAGAGUGUUAGGGAGUAUGGAAGGGUUGUGUUGAGGAUUUUGAGGGAAGAGGAGGAGGGGGGAGGGGGAGUGACGGCGGAGGAAUUGGUGCAGAGGGAGGUGAGGGAGGGGGAGGUGGGGAUUGUGGAGAUGUUGCUUAAUGGGGAUAUUGGUUUGAAUACCUGA